AUAUACUCCAUGUGACUUGAGAUUAAAGCGUACGUCCGAGUAUUCUCUGAUUUUAUUUUACCCUUCUCAGUGGUCGGUGGCUCAGGCCUAUGGAGAAUACUGAAUUUCUGGUAGAUGAUGAUGUUUCGGCGCUAAUCGAUUGGGAUAUUCUUGAUGAAUCGCCGGAUUUUGCUCAUAUUUUCGCUACAGGGGCCCCCGCGUCCGCCGUUCCAUCGGCUGUCCACGAAUCGUCGGAAAACUCUCCUGAUUCGGCGGUCUCUACGUGGUUAGGCGAGAUGGAGAACUUGCUCAUGAAAGACGACGAUGAUUCCGCUGCGGAUCUGGACUUCCACUCGUGCGAGGAUUUCGUGGCCGAUAUUCUCUUUGAUUCUAAUUCCCGUGAGUUAUGUGAUGUUUCAACGGAUAAGGAAUCGAGCGGUUCGGAGUCGGAGAAGAAGGAAAAGCAGGACACGGUAGACGGUUCUGACGUGAACGGUGAUGAUGAGGAUGCUGAUGAUCCCGUCACCAAGAAACGAAGAAGGCAGAUGAGAAAUAGGGAUGCGGCAGUGAGGUCAAGAGAGAGGAAGAAGAUGUACGUCAGGGAUUUGGAGAUGAAGAGUAGGUAUUUAGAAGGGGAAUACAGGAGACUGGGGCGGUUGCUUCAGUGUUUUGUCGCUGAGAAUCAAGCUUUACGUCUUACUUUGCAGAAAGCCAGUGCAUUUGGUGCUUCGUCGGCCAAGCAGGAGUCUGCUGUGCUCUUGUUGGAAUCCCUGCUGUUGGGUUCCCUGCUUUGGUUCCUGGGCAUCGUGUGCCUGUUCUCUCUACGAACACUACCUCUGUCGAAUGUGGGGGAAGUUCCAUUGGGAAACCUGGGAAAGAAAGGUCCAGAAAGUCUGGUUCCAAAAGGAGCAGGAAGUAACAUGUUUUUAUUCCCUGGUGUACAAUUGUUGGUGAACAAUAGGAGGUGCAAAGCUUCAAGGACGAAGAUGAAACCUAGAGUUCUUUUUCGUGAAGUAUUGGUGUGAAGCGUUUCUUGUCGACUCUUUUUUUUUUUUUUUAGCAUAAAUAAUCAUGGUUGAUGGUUUUGAUUAAAAAAAAUCCUUUAUUUGGUAUGUGUGUGUUUCAUUUUGGUUUCUGUUGUGUACGAGUGUCCGUGGUUUGUUCAUUCAAUUGGUAGCAUACCAGAGCUCAUGAAAAAUAAUGGCACAAUGGGGGAUCUCUUCAAAAGAAUGAUGGGUAUUGCACGACUUCUGGAUGCGAGUGUGGGUACACAGUUAAAGUGAAGCUACCCAAAUGAGGGUUUGAAGCUGAAAUACAGGCUUUCCGUUGGAUGGUUAGGUCGAGAAUACAACAGGCGGUCGUGGAUGCACACUCAGUGUGCUCCUUGUAAAUUACAAUGGGCUCUUCUGAGAAUAUUCCAUGGGAAUCUAUAGGUAUAUUAAUGUCGACGUCUUAGUAAUUUGGAUAAGUUUCUAUGUAAUGAAUGGGGAUGAAUGGGGAGUCGAUUAGACAUCCUAAGAGGAUCACAAUGGACACUAUCGUGCCCACAUAUUUCAUACGCCUCAAUUAUUGUGUAUUUAUUGGUUUAUCAAGUGUUACACUCUAAUAUAUCCAUAGU
Messenger RNA from Tripterygium wilfordii, 1597 nucleotides. RefSeq names its product bZIP transcription factor 60-like. The coding region runs from base 90 to 1004 and encodes 304 amino acids. Lineage: Eukaryota; Viridiplantae; Streptophyta; Magnoliopsida; Celastrales; Celastraceae. Gene Ontology annotation, biological process: regulation of DNA-templated transcription. Gene Ontology annotation, molecular function: DNA-binding transcription factor activity. The record is from RefSeq and is a predicted model, not a curated record. The transcript has 3 exons.